AUGAACAUGUGCAAUUGUUUGAAUAAAAUUUCUGUGAAACCAUUAUUAUAUAAAUCCAGACAAUUAGCAACAAGUGUUUUAUUACAAGCAAAGGAAUCAAAAGUAAAAGUUGAAAAGGAGGAAUCUCUGAGAAUGAAACAGUUUCAUAAAAAACUGAAAUUGCAACCAAUACCAAAAGUGCCACCAAAAGAACGUUUUGUGGAUUUGGUAUUAGUAGAAACUGACCCAAACAAUGGAGAAUUAAUAACAAACAGUGAAAAAGAUCCAACAAAAUGGGGAGACUGGCAACACGGUGGCCGGGUGAGCGACUUCUAA
Molecule: messenger RNA, 315 nt
Organism: Dufourea novaeangliae
Lineage: Eukaryota; Metazoa; Arthropoda; Insecta; Hymenoptera; Halictidae
Product: succinate dehydrogenase assembly factor 4, mitochondrial-like
Exons: 3
Coding region: 1-315 (104 amino acids)
Source: RefSeq, a predicted model, not a curated record